This is a messenger RNA of Callorhinchus milii (elephant shark), 2142 nucleotides long. Its product is annotated as solute carrier family 22 member 5. Bases 328 to 2076 code for a protein of 582 amino acids. Gene Ontology annotation, cellular component: membrane. Lineage: Eukaryota; Metazoa; Chordata; Chondrichthyes; Chimaeriformes; Callorhinchidae. The transcript is spliced from 13 exons. Gene Ontology annotation, biological process: transmembrane transport. The record is from RefSeq and is a predicted model, not a curated record. Gene Ontology annotation, molecular function: transmembrane transporter activity.
CUUGUGAGGGUAGUUCCCAAUUACAUUCGAAAAACACCACAUCAUUGACCACGCCACACAGGGCACGCAACCAGCCCAUGCGGUGCCAGGAACAGGCUGAGCACUUGGAUUGAGGCAACCGCACAGCCCUGCAGCCUAUCAGCAGCAGUGCCCAACUUAAGGAGAGCAUACAACCUGUGUCCUGAUCAAUGAGGAGCUGACACUGGGGACAGUGAGAGACAACAACAACAACUGAGGAGCUGAGUGAUAGAAUCUUUAUGAAAAUAAGCAGUUUUGGGCCCAUUCUGCAGAACUACCAGAUACAGAAGGGGGAAACAAAAAGUGAAAAUGCAGGAUUAUGAUGAAGCCACAGCUUUCCUUGGAGAAUGGGGACCCUUCCAGAGAAGAAUUUUCUUUUUCUUAUGUGUCACUAUCAUCCCAAAUGGCUACGUGACUCUAUCUAUGGUGUUUCUGGCAGACACCCCUCAGCACCACUGCCAUCUGCCUGACUCUCUGAAUGGAACCACUGGAGAAGCUAAUCUGAGUUCACUGCUGCCUGUAGAGGAGGUGGAUGGUGAGAUGAUCUACAGUCGAUGUAGAAGAUACAAAACUCCUGUAACAGAUGAUUUAAAUGACACAACACGUGAGACUGAGCCCUGUGUGGAUGGCUGGGAGUACAGCACUGACAGGUACAUCUCUACUAUUGUCACUCAGUGGGAUCUAGUCUGUGACAAUAACUGGAAAGGACCAUUUACCUCGUCUGUGUUUUUCCUAGGGGCUCUGUUUGGCUCAAUAAUCUCAGGACACGUUUCAGACAGUGGAAUCUUUUUGUUGUUCUACAGGUACGGAAGAAAAGUUGUUCUUUUUGGAGGUAUUGCAAUGCAGACAAUCUUCAGUUUCAUUCAAGUGGCCUGUACCAGCUGGGAGAUGUUCUGUGUACUGUCCUUUUUUAUUGGCAUUGGUGAUAUCUCAAAUUAUAUUGCGGCUUUUGUUCUUGGUACUGAGGUGCUUAUCAAGUCUGCGAGGAUUGUUUACUCAACAAUUGGUGUUGGCAUAUUCUAUGCCAUCGGCUACAUUUGUCUGUCCCUAUUUGCAUAUCUUAUCCCAGAUUGGAAGAUGUUAUUACUAGCUUUGACUGUCCCAGAAAUUCUUGUUUUGCCUUUCUGGUGGUUUAUACCCGAGUCUCCCAGGUGGCUGCUCUCCCAGGGUCAAGUGGAAGAAGUGGAGGCGAUAGUGAAAGCUGCUGCUAAGCAAAAUGACAUUAAAUGCACUGGGAUGAGAUUUGAGAAUAAUGAUGGCGCAACCCACGGAAAUCUUGCAACUAGACAUACGGAUAUGCACAAUUACUUGGAUUUGAUUAGAACGAACAACAUAAGGAACAUCACCGUGAUAUCUUUUUUAUUAUGGAUGAUUAUAACCAUUGGUUAUUAUGGGUUAUCUUUCAACAUGGCUAAUUUACAUGGAGACCCCUACAUCAAUUGCUUUAUCAGUGCAGCCACUGAAAUUGUGGUCUACGUGAUGUGCUGGUGGUUUAUGCACACAACACCUCGGCGGAUUGUCACAGCUUCCAUGCUCUUUCUUAGUGGUAGUGUUCUACUUUUGGUCCAAUGUGUUCCUAAAACUCUUCGUAUUAUGACCAUAAUAUUUGUGAUGAUUGGCAAAUCUGGGGUUACAGCUGCCUUCACUAUAAUCUAUAUUUAUUCAGCUGAGCUCUAUCCAACUGUGGUGAGAAACAUGGGACUUGGAGCCUGCUCCAUGGCAUCCAGGAUUGGCAGCAUGAUCGCCCCAUACUUUGCUUAUCUUGUAAUGUAUGAUGAAGUGUUGCCCUUCAUGCUGAUGGGCACCCUGAUGUUAACAGCUGGAAUGUUUAGCUUAAUGCUACCAGAAACCCGAGACCACCCUCUCCCGGAGAUGAUACAGCAAACACAGUCAAUUAAUUGCUGCUGGUUCUCUGCCAGGUUGUCAGGUCUUAGGCCUUCCACUAUCCAGACAACUGUGCUCCAAAACAGCAACAUUUUUUCACCUGCCUCUACAGCUGAACUACAACCAAUAGCACCAGCAUCUACCUUGGCAUAUGAUUGUACAGAACUUCCCUAACCAUUGAGAAAGAGAUAUAACCUGAAAUCAGAGCAAUGAUCAUUGAGACCAACAAUGAGGCAGAAC